GAGCGCAUACUAAGGACGCCUUGCCUAAAUAAAAGUUUAUUGAAGUUUGAAGUUGCUUAGAUUCUUGAUCUGAUAAGAAUUUGAUAUUAAACUUCAUUAGGCCUAUAUAUAUGUAAAAAGUGACAGUCCAAGAGACUUCGUCAAAAAUUAAACUGAAUCAUUAAAAUGGCAAACAACAACUCAGAUUCAAUGUCAAAACAAGCACAGCACAUUUGGGCAAUGUUAGAUGACAUGGCUGAUAAUGACCCAUCUGCUUACAAAAAGUUCAUUGAACGGCAGUUGAAAGGGGGCAAGGAAUACAUGGCACCCCCUGACCCUCACAUGUGUGUUCAAGUAAUGAUUCUUACUAAGCCAUCACAGCCUUUGUUCAUAAAUUUCUGCGCAUGGAAUCGAGUACCUGAACCUAAAUCACCAGAAGACCCAGUCCCUGUAUCAGGCACUCUCAUAACUUAUGAAGGUUCGUAUGCACUGACUUCAGUUGCGUUCAACCCAAAAGUUUUACAAGAAUUUGGCCGCUGCGCUAAAAACCCUGUAGAUGGUGAUACACUGAUACAGCUUGCUCUCGACUACAUUGAAAAAGAACAAAAAGUCAGUGUGUCACGCACAUACACAGUACUGCCUGUCGACACAUUGUACAAAGGAGAUUUAAACCUUAUUCGAUUAAGUUUCACAAAACUUACCAAGAACAAAGAUCAAGCAGUCAGUGAUAUUUCAGAACUAGAGGACAUGUUUGGUCCUUUGACGAGCAAUGAACGAGAAAAUCUGCUUCAUAAGUUAUCCAACAUAAGUAACAAUAAAAACUCAAGUACACCUUUUGGUGUUUCAAGUAAAGAAGAGCAACCAGAGCUCAUUGUACCAGGGAGUAACCAGUUAAAAAAGAAAAAUGGCCUCAUAGAGGAAAUAAAAGAAAUUAAACUGCCAACACCUAAAUAUUCACUGGAACCAGUCGACUCCUCUGCUGGAAGAAACUUGGUGCUGAAAGUGGACUUGCCUGGAGUAAAGUCUGUAGCGGAGUGUGAACUUGACAUAUCUGAGGAUGAUGUGAAGCUGCUUGUCUCAGGGAUGUAUGAACUGAAAGUCAAACUGCCUAGCACCAUAGAAGAGGAUGAUGCCAAUGCCAAAUUUAGCAAAAAGAACUCAGUGUUAACACUUAGCAUGCCUGUAAGGACCUGACUGCUGAAAGGAUAACUUUGGAUUGGCUUUGGUUACAUCACUGAUUGAAC
Messenger RNA from Physella acuta, 1223 nucleotides. Its product is annotated as PIH1 domain-containing protein 2-like. Gene Ontology annotation, biological process: rRNA processing; box C/D snoRNP assembly. Gene Ontology annotation, cellular component: cytoplasm; ribonucleoprotein complex; R2TP complex. NCBI's taxonomy places the organism in Eukaryota, Metazoa, Mollusca, Gastropoda, Physidae. The record is from RefSeq and is a predicted model, not a curated record.